GCAUGUAUUGUACGAUACAGGGCCCGUAUCGUACGAUACAGGGCGAUACACCCCGUAUCGUACGAUACGGGCUAAAAACGCAAAAGGGGGCCCGAGACCUACUUAUUCGGCUUCUUUUUGAAAUUUUUCUUCCGUUCUUCAUUUCUAACGCUUGGAUAGUGCCCCGUGAGGGAGGGCGAUCGUUCAUUUUCAUCGUGAAAAACUUGAUUUUCAUCGUCAAAUCGAAGAUUAAGUGGUCGAUUUGUGCGUGGGUGCUUGAUUUUCGUGGGAAGGAAAGGAGUUUUCUUCAUUUCAGACAUUUCUUCUUCGUAAGGUAUGAAAUCUCAUGUUCUUACCAUGUAUUCUUAAUUUUUUACCGUAUAAUCGUAGAUUGGAAGACUUCGAGUGUUUUUCAUUAAGUUUACCAUAGGAUUUCGUUUUUUUUUUUUUGAAGAUAUGGAUCCUACAUGGCAAUGGUGCGAAAGGGUGAAGGAGAAUAACCGUUUGAAACUCAAAUGUGGCUUCUGUGGGAAUACAUUUUCAGGAGGGAUUAUUAGAAUGAAACACCAUUUGGCAGGGACCUCCAAAGAUGCGUCUCCUUGUGUUGGAGGACCAAACAAACCUUUGCCUCCAUUUGUGCGUCAACAAUGUUUAGAUAUGCUUCAUGCUUUACGUCAAAAGAAAAUACAAAAAGAAAUUGAAGAUGCAAAUAUAGGCUAUAAUGUGCCUUUGGAAGAUGAAGAAGAAGAGGAAGAAGCUUAUGAAUGUGAUGAUGAAGACGAUAGCAGUCUAAGAACAGAUUUGGAGACCUCAAGAGGUAGAGAUCGUAGAUGAAAAGGGAUUAUGUAUGAAGGAGGUCGAUCUGACAUAACGGGAAGGAAGAGGAGAGGCACAACAGAUGUUAGGGCCAGGCGUGGUAUGCGACCACCUAGUGGUAGAGUUCCUACUGGUAGGUCUAGUGUUGGCUCUAUUAAGAGUUUUUUCCCUUCAUAUACCAGCCCAGGUGGUCAGCCGCAGAUUCGUGCUGCUAUGACAUCUAAAGAUAUGCUAUAUUAUGCACAAAAGCAGGUAGGGAAAUGGUUUUAUGAUGCAUGUAUUCCAUUCAAUGCCGCUAAUUCUUUUCAAUUCCAAGCCAUGGCAGAUGCAAUUGCUUCUAUAGGCCCCGGAUUCAAAAUGCCAUCAUAUCAUCAGUUGAGGGGCAAAAUUCUUCAGGAUACAGUCAAAGAAGUGUCUGAGCAUUGUGAUGAGUUGAAAUUAUGUUGGAAGGAAACAGGUUGCUCCAUUAUGUCAGAUGGUUGGACUGAUACAAGGUCAAGAACACUUGUAAAUUUUCUUGUUUAUUGCCCUAAAGGUACAAUGUUCUCGAAAUCUCUUGACUUGUCUGAUGUUCCUAAGACUGCUGAGAUUUUAUUCAAUGUUUUUGAUAAUGUCGUACAAGAAGUUGGACCUGCAAACAUUGUACAGUUUAUUACAGAUAAUGCUGCAAAUUAUAGAGCUGCAGGAGAUUUGUUAUUUCAAAAGUAUAGAACAUUUUAUUGGAGUCCAUGUGCCACUCAUUGUGUUAAUCUAAUGCUUCAAGAUCUUAAUGAGAUGCAUGAUAUGAAAUCAGCCAUUGACCAAUGUCAAGAGGUAACAAAAUUUAUCUAUAAUCAUGCAUAUGUAUUGAGUUUGAUGAGAAAAUUUACAAAAGGAGUUGAAUUAAUACGACCUGCACAAACUAGAUUUGCUACAAAUGUAUUGACUGUGCAGAGUGUGGUGAAACAAAGAACUCCUUUGAGACAGAUGUUUGCUAGUGAAGAAUGGGCUGCAUAUCCACAUGCUCAUAAAAGAAAUGCUUCUUUAGUUGUGGAUAUUAUAUUCAAUAACGUAUUUUGGGAAUCAUGUGUGAAGCUAUUGAUGGUUUGUGUUCCAUUAGUUAAGGUUCUCAGGUUGGCUGACAGCGAGGACAGACCUUCCAUAGGAUACUUAUAUGAGGCUAUGGACAAAGCAAAAGAGGCAAUUCGAGACAACUUAAAGGAGAAGAAAAAGUUAUAUAUGCCCAUAUGGAAGAUUAUAGAUAAAAGGUGGACUAGACAGCUUCGUCAACCUCUUCAUGCAACAACUUAUUAUCUAAAUCCUGCAAUUAGAUUUUCUCAUACAUUUAAGAAGGACAGAGAAGUCAUGCAUGGUUUGUUAGAUUGUAUUAAUGUGUUAGUGGAAGAUUCUACAGAACAAGAUGCUGUGCACAAUGAGUUGGAUCUAUAUGAUAGUUGUUUUCGGAACAUGGGACUACCUGCGGAGCCAGGACAACGAUGCGUCCAGAUUUGUGGUGGAAUAGGUAUGCGUUUGAUUGUCCAAACCUAGCACGUUUUGCAGUCAAAGUCUUCAGCCAGACAUGCAGUGCUAGUGGAUGCGAAAGGAACUGGAGUGUGUUCCAACAUAUCCAUAGGAAAAAAAGGAAUAGGCUCGAACAUAAAAGGUUGAAUGACCUUGUCUUUGUUCGAUAUAAUAUGAGGUUGAAACAAAGAGAAUUAGAAAAAUCAUUAGCAAGGAAGCACACAUCUCAGUUCGAUCCUAUCAGCUUGGAAAAUUUUGACGAUCUAGAGCCAUGGAUUGAAGAAGAACCAACUACAAUAUUUGAUGAUGAAGAUCUUGAAUGCUUCAACCUUGAAGUUGAAGCAACAGAAGACUUUGUUGAUGAAGGAGAGUCUGCUACUGCUGGUGCUGGUGCUGAAUAUGUUGGUGAAGAUCUUCCAAUUCUUGACGAUGAAGAAGAAGAAGAAGAUGAAGAUGAUGAAGAUUAUGAAUGAUGAAUCAUGAAUGAGAGUCAAGUGAAGAGUGCUUUCAUUUAAUAUGUAUCAAAAACUUAAGAGUUAUGAAUCUAUGGUUGUUGAACACUUGAUUGAAUGUUUUAUCAUUUAUGACUUUAUCACUUUAUGGCUUAUGGCCUUAUGCUUUGUUGAAUGAUAUUGUAUUAUUAUUGUUAUGAAUUUUGAUGUUUAUGAA
This is a messenger RNA of Nymphaea colorata (pocket water lily), 2964 nucleotides long. RefSeq lists its product as uncharacterized. Bases 2271 to 2768 code for a protein of 165 amino acids. The transcript is spliced from 3 exons. Lineage: Eukaryota; Viridiplantae; Streptophyta; Magnoliopsida; Nymphaeales; Nymphaeaceae. The record is from RefSeq and is a predicted model, not a curated record. Gene Ontology annotation, molecular function: protein dimerization activity.